This is a messenger RNA of Menidia menidia (Atlantic silverside), 1318 nucleotides long. Lineage: Eukaryota; Metazoa; Chordata; Actinopteri; Atheriniformes; Atherinopsidae. The record is from the annotation of a GenBank genome assembly.
UGGUCUGUGUGACAACAUGAUCCAGGACAUCAUCUACAGCUACCUGGUUCUUCCCAACCGGCUCACCAUCCCCCUGGUGGGGGACGAGCAGCUGGCCAGACUCCGCUUCCCCAUCCCCACGGGGGUGCUGAGGAUCCACUUCCUGGAGGCCCAGGACCUCCUGGGGAAGGACAAGUUCCUGGGGGGUCUGAUCAAAGGCAAGUCGGACCCCUAUGGGGUCAUCGAGGUGGGGACGCAGAUCUUCCAGAGCAAAGUCAUCCACGACACCGUCCACCCCAAGUGGAACGAGGUGUACGAGGCCCUGAUUUACGACAACGCGCACAACGUGCACAUCGAGCUCUUCGACGAGGACACGGAUAAAGACGACUACCUGGGGAGUUUGGACAUCGACAUUAACGAACUGCAGAAGGAGCAGAAGGUUGACGAGUGGUUUUCUCUGGACGACGUUUCCACCGGGAAGCUGCACCUCCGGCUGGAGUGGCUGUCCCUGCUGCCCACCCCGGAGAAGCUGGACCAGGCGCUGGCUAGCAUCAAAGCGGACCGAGGCCACGCCAGCGACGGGCUGUCGGCCGCCCUGCUCGUCAUCUUCCUGGACUCAGCCAGGAACCUGCCGUCUGGGAAAAAGGUGACCAGCGAUCCCAGUCCGUUUGUCCAGUUCACAGUGGGACACAAGUCCUUCGAGAGCAAGACCAAAUAUAAGACCAACGAGCCCCUGUGGGAGGAAAACUUCACCUUUCUCAUCCACAACCCCAAGAUCCAGGAGCUGGAGGUGGAGGUGAAGGAUGAGAAGCACGAGUGCUCUCUGGGCGUGGUGAAGCUGCCGCUGAGCCGCCUGCUGGAGGCGGAGCUUAUGACGCUGAACGAGCGCUUCCCCAUCAAGGGCUCCGGGCCGGGGGGCAGCCUCAAGAUGAAGAUGGCUCUACGGAUGCUGGACAUCAACUGGACGGGACUCACCAACAUGUUGGAUAUUCCUGGAGUAAAGUUCCUGUGUGGGAAGGAGAUAAAGAAGAGGAAGUGCAUCUUCCGGCUGAGGACCCGCGUGCCCCCCAACCCCCCCAGCCGUCUGUUUCCUGAGCGCGCUCAGAGCGAGGGGGGGCGGGGCCGGAGGGCCCUGAGCAGUCACGGCCGCCGGUUGCCAGGUUGGCCGCCCUCCCCCCUUUUCCACCGCCUCUCCAUCCUAAAGAGGAGCCACAGAGGCCUCUGGCUCCACGGGGUGGUGCGGGUGGUGAUGGAGCCCCUGCUGGGGGACAUGCCUCUGGUCGGGGCGCUGUCCGUCUUCUUCCUCAAGAAACCCGUGAGUACCCACCGCGACCUUUGA